This is a messenger RNA of Pecten maximus, 3494 nucleotides long. Its product is annotated as zinc finger protein 808-like. Bases 147 to 2501 code for a protein of 784 amino acids. The transcript has a single exon. Gene Ontology annotation, molecular function: DNA-binding transcription factor activity; RNA polymerase II cis-regulatory region sequence-specific DNA binding. The record is from RefSeq and is a predicted model, not a curated record. Gene Ontology annotation, biological process: regulation of transcription by RNA polymerase II. Lineage: Eukaryota; Metazoa; Mollusca; Bivalvia; Pectinida; Pectinidae.
AAGAAAGUGAACCAAAAUGGCUGAUGAUUGUACACAGAAAUUUCGUCGCUAUAGCUGAUGUGUAAAAUUGUACUCUCGUGGUGUCAUUCCCUGGUGUCUAGUGAUAUACACAUUGUAGACUCUUUAUAACCACGAAGUAUACAGUUAUGACACAAAUAUUCUCCAAAAUUCGAGCAGAUGUUGCUACCGAAUUCGUCAAAAGAUUUCCCGAACAUUAUGAUUUUGUUGGCAUGUUACGUCGUGUCGGUGAUGAUCUUGGUGUCCGUGUAAUAAAGAGGCCUGACUACUACCGUUUGGAAGGUCAGUGGUUACCAAUGGGUCAAAUUCACGACACGUUGACCAGGACACUGGCCAUAUACGGGACUUCGGUAACGAUACAUAAUUAUGAAAGGAGCACAUCGGACCAGUUCGAUGUCAAUAUCACGAAAAAUCUAGACACGCCCACUCCACAAAUUGACUCGAGUGUGGUUGGGAUCAAGCCGCAGAUAGCAACAGAUAUGAAAAUGACACAGGGAGUCAAUAUAAAUGUUAAUAGUUUGGACCCUGAUGAUGAUUGUGACGAGGAAAAUCACGAAUAUAACUCGCUGAAAAAUACUAUAUCAGAUAUUUGCUCAUCACUUGGUAAAGAGGAUGAGUUAAGCAAUGUUGACCAUCACAAUGAUGACGUUAGCAAGACAGGACAUUCAUUUGGAAAGGAAGGCUAUAGGCAGUUACCAGUAAUGAGAAAAAAUGUCUCAUCUAAAGGAAGUGAAUUUGAUGGUCUUAAUAUAUUAUCAUCAAGUAGAAAAUCUGCUACAAAAAAGAAAAACUCUAAGCACAGUUCCCCCACUUAUUCUAGACAGAAAGAGCUAUUGGAAGGACAGGACAAAAAAACAGUUUUAACAGAAAAGUGUUACACACUUGUCAAUAAGGACACAGGUGAUCCAAAAAUAUAUCAAUGUGUGGAUUGUGAUUUUACACACAAAAGUAUCACAGCGGUUAGAGAGCACUUUUCACGCAUGCAUCGGGCAAAACCCACUAAAUGUGAUGUCUGCCAUAAACUGUUCCCUAGUGAAAGGUAUGCCAAGCGCCACUGUCGCCUGGUCCACAGGGACACUCAGUACUGCUGUGAUGUUUGUGGAAAGACAUACAAGAUUCUACGAACCCUGGAAGACCAUCUAAAAUCUCACAAUGACGGUUAUGUAAAACCAGAUUUUCCCUGUGAUAUAUGUAAAAAGACUUUCUCUUCUCAUUACGUUCUAAAGUGUCACAUUAAGUCUAUACAUUAUGGAGAAAAUCGUACGUAUCUGUGUCCUGUAUGUGGCAAAAGUUUUACAACCAAACACUCGCUAAAUAUGCACCAGAAUAUCCAUUCUGGAAAUCGUCCAUUUACCUGUAACAUUUGUGGAAAAGGCUUCAUGUAUGACUCGGCUCUUCGAGAUCAUAAGUUCAUACAUUCAGGUAAAAAGAAAUUUGAAUGUGAAAUAUGUUGCAAAGCAUUUCAACAAAGAUCUGGGUUGCAAAUGCAUGCAAAAAUUCAUAAGGAGAAGAAGGCCUAUGAAUGUAAAGAUUGUGGACGUGCCUUCAUACAGAAACAGUCUCUUCAGAGACAUGAGAGGUCACACAAAGGGGAGAAGCCAUUUUUCUGUAAGGUUUGUGGACGAUUCUUUGGCGAUUCAGGAAUAAUUCGCCGUCAUUUAAUAAUGGUUCACAAAAUCAAUAAAGAUACUAAGUCUUGGAGAGAAGACAUUGUUGAGAAGGGUCGAGAGAACACAGAAGAGGCCAAAGGGGAGGAUGCUAUUAGUUUGGAUGCCAAGAAAUAUUCUGACCUGAGCAAGACAAAGACACAAGAGCCACAAAAACAAAAGAUCAUGGAAAAUAUAGAUGAUGAGACAAAUCAGUCAAGUGUUUCUCACCUGAAAUUUCAGGAAGAUAGUGUUGCAGGCACAGUUACACAGCCUUCUGAUGACACGGGAACUCUCAAGGCACUGGGCACAUCUCCAACACUUGAGUCACUACCCACAUCUCCAACUUCCUCGUCCCCGAAUUUACUACAGGGGGCUGCUGAACCAACAUACCUCCCCGAUGCCCAGGCCUUUAUCACCAAUGAAUAUUGCCGCCCCAUGCCUCUCCCCACGCAGUUACCUCCCCUGGUUACCAGUCAGGGAGUAGAUGUAACAUCCUAUAGUUUACAUCCUCAUCAACAUUCAUCCUACCUGAAUCCUCCACCCUCCAGCCACAUGGAGCCGAGUAGAUACCACUACCCUAUGCCCUGUUCUCAGCAGGCUGUUGGUAUUGUUGCUGAUGCACGUUGUACAUUGACACAAACAGAACCAAACAAUCUAAGCCUACCCCGAGUGGACAGUGUUUUGAAUAAAUGCCUUCAUGAUAUGGAACCUCCUGAAAACUUGUCCAUAUCUUCACUGUAUGCAUACUAUACAAGUCUAGCUUCACAAUAUCUCAAUGCUUCUCAAUACCAAGGCUAUGGUGAGUCAGAUUCGAUAAGACCUGACCAGGAGUAACAAACAGUCAUAUUCCAACACCUUGACCUAUAGGUAUAAAUAUUUAAUUCUGAAAAAGUGUAAAAAAAAAAAUGUUUCUGAUAUAUAAUUAACUCCAAAACUGUUGAUACAAUUUCAGGAGCUACACACAAUGAAGUAGUCCCACUCUAUCAACUCUGACCUUGAAUUUAUUAAUGGUGUCACAUUAAGCUUUACCAAGAAUAUUUUAUUGUGUACAAAUAAUGCUCCACCAACCCUAGCCAUGAUUCAGAAAAUUGGGCCACACUGUCAACAUUUUUAAAUCAUGGGGUCACUCUGUGAGCCCCAGACAUGGAGUCACAUUCAGUAUCCAUGAAUUAUGGGCUCACACUGAUUGUCCAUGAAUUCUGGGUUCACACUGUCAACAUUGCAUGUCAAUGAAUUAUUGGAACAAACUGUCAACAUCAUGUUCAUGAAUUCUGGGGUCACAGGGGUCAACAUUAUCCAUAAAUAUUAUGGGGCCACACUGUUAGCUAUGCCCAUGAAUUAAGGUGUAAAUACUAUCAGCCAAUCAUUACCAUGAAUUUUGGGGCCAUAACUAUUUACUAUCAGUUCUGUCCAUGAAUUAAGUGGUUACACACUGUCAGUUUUUUACUGUUCUAUCAACCUUGUGAGUUCACAACAUUCAUACUCUCAAUUAAGAGAUAACACUUGAUCAAUGCUGACAAUUGAUGAAUAUAUAUAAUGACCAAUCAAUUUUAUUCAGUAUUUAAUUGCUGUUUUUAAAAUACAUGUACUCUUUAACUGAAUUUAAAACAUAUUUGUGAUGUCAUCUAUUGUUAUAGCAUGGAGUAUAGAUGAGAAUGUCUACUUUUAUCACCUACAGUUUUGGAAUAGUUGGAAUUUACAGUGGAAUAGUUACAAACUAUUCAACACUAAUCCAAGAACUAUUACACAGUUGAAGGUGAUAAAAGUAGAUCUGUCUCAACUAAACUCCGUGCUACAACAAUAGAUUGUUUUGAUUUUGAAAAAAAA